GUAUCAUGGAGGGAACGAGCCAGGGAGCUGCUGGAACAGGAUCGGGGCCAGGGGGUGGGGGCUGUACAUUGGGGGCGGGCAGGGGGCUUUGCUUGGUGCUGCAUGUGGGGGGAUGUAGCAGGAGGUUGUGCACUGGGGGGUGCUGCUGCGGGGGGCUGUGCAUUGGGGGACAUGCUGUGGAGGGGGAUGUGCAUUGGGGGAGGGGCAGGGGGCUUUGCUUCAUGCUGCCUAUAGGGGGGGACAUGGGAGAGGGCUGUGCAUUGGUGGGGUUCUGCGGCGGGGGCUGUGCAUUGGGGGGAGGGCGCUCAGUUUUAGGAUGGUUCCAUGGGGCAACACUGGGACGCAGGCUGUGAGCUGUUGUCUGAGUAAAGCUGCAGGUGAUGCUCGGUCUGUGUCCUCGUCUGCGAUGUGGGGGGGAUGAACCCUGCAGCUGGGCCCCCAUCCCAGCCCCACACUCUCUGCGCCUGGGGCGGUGGGACAGGCCCCCCCAGGAGGGGAACGGGGGCUGCCCCAUCCCAGGGGGUGCAGGGUCCAGCCUCUCUCCCUGCUGGGACCUUGCUGGGAGGGAAGAGAGGUUGUUCCAGGUCCGGGGCAUUGGCUGAAGCCUGGCUGGGCUCGGGCAGCGCUGCCCCCGGGAAGGGGCUACUGUGACCCCAGGAGGCAGAGCCCAGAGCCGGGUGGGGGUGAAACACCCCCAGGCUGGGAUCCCCACGGCGACCCAGAGCAGGGCUGGGGUAGCGACCCACGCCCCCAGGCCUGACUCGGACAGCCCUACACGGUCCUGGGAGUCCCUGGGUCACGGCCUCACGAGGUCACCGGCUGCCCCAGGAUAAAAACAACCCGGGCAGACAGUGCCGAUGUGCCUGGGGGUGGGGGGAUGGGACGGGACAUGCCAGCCAAUUAGGGGGCUCCAGGCCACUUUCGGGGCUUAUUGGGGCCCUGCCACAUGGCAGGCCCUUUAUCAGCGCAGCCCUGGCACUGCUGGUGCAGGGACGGUGCCUCCUGCCCCCUGCGUGCACCCCCGGAGAUGUGUCUGCGUGGGGCCGUGCUGGCUCUGUGCUGUGUGGGAGCUGCGGCCUGGCUGCAGGUGUCGGUGGGCCCCUCGCCGGUGCGGGCGCGCCCCGGGCAGCGCGUGGUGCUGGAGUGCAUCAUUGGGGCCGACUACCCGCCCCUGGAGCUGGAGCUGGAGCAGCUGCAGGUGUGCUGGCGGCACGAGGGGCGCACGGUGCUGGAGUUCACUGGGGCGGUGCAGGCGGCGCGGGCGGGACUCAGCCUGGCCGAGGACGAGGUGAGGAACGGGAACGUCUCGCUGGUGCUGCAGAACGUCACCGCCAGCGACAGCGGGGAGUGGACCUGCUACAUCCUCUACCCGCCCGACCAGGCCCAGGGCAGCCUCACCCUGCGCGUGGCAGGCCCGAUGGUGCCCCCCGACGCUUGCCCCCUGGGUGGGGGCGCCCCACGGCUGCGGCAGCUGGAGGAGGUGAUCGGGGGCUGCGUCCGCUCGGCCAGCGAGCUUCAGCGGCACCUGGCCCAGCUGGUUGCUGAGGUGAAGGAGUGUCUGGGCAGCCCGGAGGCUGAGGAGAGCCCAGCCCGGGCACAGGCUGAGAGCGCCAGCCAGACGGCACAGCCAUGAACCCUCGGUCGUCCACCCAGCGCCCGCUGGGCUCACAGCGUCCCC
Messenger RNA from Gopherus evgoodei (Goodes thornscrub tortoise), 1678 nucleotides. RefSeq lists its product as uncharacterized. NCBI's taxonomy places the organism in Eukaryota, Metazoa, Chordata, Testudines, Testudinidae. Bases 947 to 1633 code for a protein of 228 amino acids. The record is from RefSeq and is a predicted model, not a curated record. The transcript has 3 exons.